This is a messenger RNA of Blepharisma stoltei, 393 nucleotides long. The record is from the annotation of a GenBank genome assembly. Lineage: Eukaryota; Ciliophora; Heterotrichea; Heterotrichida; Blepharismidae.
AUGCUAAGAGAGGAAGAUGCUGAUAUCUUAGGAGUAUGCGAAACUCAUCUAGAUUCAAUAGGCAAUAGUAGAGUUGUAGUUGCAGGGUAUCAAUGAUUUGGAAAUGGAUGCUCAGAGAGUCAAUGCGGUGUGGGGUUUCUGGUGAAAAGAGGAAUGAAAUGUAAGAUCAUAAAAAAUAAGCAUGUGAAAGAUGAGGGUAGAUGCAUUUUGAUAGAAAUUGAGGGUAAACUGAUCAUGGAAGCUUACGCCCCGGUGGAAUGUGCGAGCGCUCCGAAGAGAGAUAGCUUUUUCGAUGAUAUGGCGGAAGAAAUUGCUGCAAUCAGUGUUAUGGAUAGAAGUCUUAUAAUCGUGGGAGAUUGGAAUGCACACAUUGAAGGUUUUUUCAUCUACUAA